AUGCCACCAAAGGUCGUGCCUCGUCUACCACAGCCACCCCAGCUGCUCCAGCUCCCACCGCUUCCACAUCUGCUGCUCUGGCUGCAAAGGACACUAAGUCCAGAACAGCAAAAGAGCCUAUCUGGCCACUUGGCUUCCACCUUGCCAGCUACUCCAGUCAUUGCCGAGUCACCUCCAGUCCCUCCUGAUCCUCCUGCCCCUCCUUACGAACCCUCUCCCACGUCAUCCACUCCCUUACCUCACAUCUCCCUCAUCAAUGCAGUCGCUUUCACUUUUGCCUGCUGCCUCCCAGGGUCAGUCUCGUUCCAACUGGCCCUAUCUGAAGACGGUUCUGUCUUGGCUUGCUCUUUGGCUACCGAUAACCCAGAACCUGUUGACCUCUCAUCCGUCCUGGAAGACUACUAUGACUUCCUGGAUGUGUUCAGCAAAUCCAAGGCUGAUACCCUCACUCCUCAUCGUCCCUACAAUCUCAAGAUUGACCUUGAGGAAGACUACCACGGCCUUAACAAAGUCACCAAGAAGGACCGCUAUCCCCUCCCGCUCAUCUCUGACCUAUUGGAUGCUCCUGGCAAAGCCAAGGUCUUCACCAAAAUUGAUCUUUGGCAUGCCUACCACCUUGUCAGAAUUGCAGAUGCCGCCUUCCAGCGAUUCAUGAACGACAUAUUCUCAGAUCUCAUCAAUGUCUCAGUUAUCGUCUACCUGGACAACAUUCUCAUCUACUCUUUGGAUCUCACCUCACACAAGGAACAUCCUGACAAGUGCGAAUGGCACACUGACCGUGUUGAGUACCUCGGCUACAUUCUUUCAGCUGAUGGUCUCUCCAUGGCAGCUGACAAGGUCAAGAUCAUCCAGGACUGGCCCAAGCUGCAGAAAGUCAAGGACAUUCAGUCCUUCCUUGGCUUUGCCAAUUUUUACAGACGGUUCAUUUACAACUACUCUGACAUCUGCGUUCCCCUCACCUGGCUCACUCGAAAGGGUGUUCCCUUCAAGUUCUCUGAUGAAGCCUGGGAAUUGUUCAACUACCUCAAGAAAGCCUUCACCAUGGCUCCCAUCCUCACCCAAUGGAUCCCAGAUCGGCCCAUCAUUCUCGAAACCGAUGCUUCUGACUACGCUCUCGCUGCCAUCCUCUCUAUUGAGCUGACCAAUGGAGAAAUCCAUCCGGUUGCUUUCCACUCCCAAAUGUUCAAUCCGACCAAACUGAACUAUGACAUCCAUGACAAGGAACUUUUCACCAUCUAUGAAUCGUUCCAGAUCUGGCGACACUACCUGGAAGGCUCCGGCACACCCAUCAACAUUGUAACUGACCACAAAAAACCUUGA
Molecule: messenger RNA, 1320 nt
Organism: Cyclocybe aegerita
Lineage: Eukaryota; Fungi; Basidiomycota; Agaricomycetes; Agaricales; Hemipholiotaceae
Source: the annotation of a GenBank genome assembly